This is a messenger RNA of Halichondria panicea, 1479 nucleotides long. RefSeq lists its product as uncharacterized. The coding region runs from base 202 to 1272 and encodes 356 amino acids. NCBI's taxonomy places the organism in Eukaryota, Metazoa, Porifera, Demospongiae, Suberitida, Halichondriidae. The record is from RefSeq and is a predicted model, not a curated record. The transcript has a single exon.
UGUUUGUUUGCAUGCAUUCGAUACACUGGGCAUGUCCCUUCUGGCAUAGCUACAGGAUGGUAUAAAUGUGUCUUGUGCAAUAAUAUAUACAUAGUUCAUUGUAAGUUUUGUGAAGUAGUCUAACAAAAUAAACACUAUACAUUGGAUAGUGGAUAGAUAUCUCAGGCCACAUAGAAUAAUAGCUUAUAACUCUGAUACUGAAUGAUGGCAACUUUACAACAAGUGGAUGAUUUUUCGAUGCUAAAGAAACACCUGAAGCUCCCAAACCUUGAAGAAAUCCUUCUUGAGAGCAAGUCACUGAAUAUUUUAGUGCUAGGUGACUUACAAGAUAGUGAUGUUGUUGAUAGUCUUACUGGGAUAAAGUGGAGUUUUUCAAAAGAAGUUAACAGAAGUACCAUCACUACUGACAAUGGUGCCAAGGAAAUUGUUGUGUAUAGAGCAAAGAAAGAAGGAAUAGAUGUCACUGUCUGGAACGCACCUAGCUUGUCUUUUCAUCAAGAAGGCUAUGUUCAGGAAAUCAAAAAGAUACUUGAAACUGUGGACCUGAAAUUGUUGUAUCUUGAUGAGUGUAUGGACGAAGAUAUUGUUAAACAUGUCACGGGUGCGUUUGGGAUUAAGUUUUUGAGCAAUAUUUUGAUUGUUGCUCCAAGUUCUGUCUUUGGGAAUUUGUAUCAAGCAAUAGAGAGGCAGAUUGAUUCGAAAUUUAGAUUUCUUAACCUCUACAAAACUGCUUUAUUUGAAACAGCUAAUAUCAUUAUCUUUCACCCUGAAGUACAUUUUUCUUACGACCGCUGGCAAUCUGAAUUCUUUUUUGACUGUGUCCGUCAUCUCUGUUCACAAAACACUAAAGGAACUUUUCUGAAAAUCAACCUGAAAAGAUUUAAGCACAUUUUAGAGGGUGCCACAGUAUCGAAUGUACCAUAUCCAGUCGAAGAGCAACCACUUACAUUCACAGUGUUUAAAGAAUCAUCUAUUCCGAGUAUUUGUGUUCAAUGUUUAGCAGCCAAAUAUGAUGGUUUACUUUUAAAGCGGAGAAGACUAUUAGCAACCGAGCUACAACUAGUUGAAGAUUGUUCAAUAGACGAGGAUGAUGAUUUACUAUUAGCGACUGAGCCACAGCCGCCACCACCAGAAGAAGCCGAGGAUAAAUCAGAGCCUGUUCAAGAGCUCACACAUUUUUACACAGGCACCCACGAUCUUCAGUUCGGUGCACACGGUGGGGGAGCUCAAGCCACACCCAGUGCGGAACCCCCUACAUCAAACCAACAAUAAUCGUGUGGAAACUAUACAUUAACUUCCUCAGUGUUACUAAUUAUUGUAUAAUUGUCAAAACUUGUUUUGUGUUUGGUUAUAUAUAUAUAUCAUAAUUAUAGUCACUAUGAGGAGUAACCUUAAUUAUUAAUAAUGUACGUGACAUAAUAAUUUCGUGGGUAUUAAUUUUUGCGAUUUCUGUGAAUGAAAGUACAAUGUCUCUAAAUG